GCUGAUUGUGUGUCUGCAGAUCACCCCGUCUCUGGCCCGGCUGAGGGACUUCCUGUGUGGGACGCUGCUGUCCGUCCAGCAGGACCAGCUGUGUGCGGAGACCAGUCUGACGGAGACGGUGCAGCGGUUCGUCCGCCUCCUGGAGGACAAGCGUCUCAUCACCGUGGCGACAGACUCCAAGGGGGGGCACACCCUGCAGGUCACCAGGCUGGGGAGGGCCACGUAUAAAGGCUCGGUGGAUCUGAGCUACAGCGAGGACCUGUACAGAGACCUCUCUAGAGGUCUGGAGGGUCUGCUGCUCAACAGCUUCCUGCACCUGGUCUACCUGGUCACCCCGUACGACAUGGUCGCACAGUGCAAGCCCGACUGGAUGCUGUUCUUCAGACAGGUACACAGCCUCUGACGUCAUAG
Molecule: messenger RNA, 411 nt
Organism: Etheostoma cragini (Arkansas darter)
Lineage: Eukaryota; Metazoa; Chordata; Actinopteri; Perciformes; Percidae
Product: helicase POLQ-like
Exons: 2
Source: RefSeq, a predicted model, not a curated record